AAAGUCAAAAGGAUUUAGUCAAAUAAGCCAGUUUGACCCACAAUCACCCAAAUAAAAAGGAAUCAGACCCAGAUGCCUCUGGACUUUUUAAAAUAAAAAUAAAAGUGGUACCAAUGCAAUCAUAAGAAAAAGAUUUACAUUUAUUUAUCUAUUUUAUUUGGAGCGUUCCCAAAAGAGUUUAUGGAAAUGGCACGUUUUGAUUGUCUGUUGACACCAGAGCCCUCGAUAUACUCAGUGCUUUGGUUGACGCGAAAAACUUUCGAAUAAAACAAAAGAAGAAGAAUUCGUGACAAAUAGAAAUAGACGUUGUGUACCACGUGAUCAAACACGGAAGUAGCGUCUAUAAAACAUAAGAAGACAGAAGACAACGGGACUUUCUUGCUGUUUAAUUUUUAGACAUUUGUUUUAAUUCAUCAGAACAUUUUGACGUCGUUAUUUAUUAUUAUUAUUUAAGCCAAAACCGAGAGUGGUGGCAAUGACUCAGGCUGAAAAGGAGCAGGACAACGGGAAAGAGAAGGAAAAGGAGCGAGAAAAGGAGAAAGAGAAGGAGCAGCAGCGCGGGGUGAAAAGACCCAUAACUCCUGCAGCAAUACCUGAGCCUCUCCAGGAGCAAAUACAGAGCAGUUUUGUUGUUGUCAUUCACCCUGGUUCAAGAACUCUCCGCAUUGGUCGAGCGACAGACACUCUUCCGGUUACGGUCCCUCAUGUAGUCGCACGCAGACAUAAACAAAGUGGGCAGCCCAGAUAUGAAGAUGCUUGGCUGUUGAGAGAGGGUCUGAAUCAGAAACCAGAGAGUAAUGAGCAGAGACAGAAUGGGCUUAAAAUGGUCGAUCAGGCCAUCUGGUCAAAGAAGAUGUCAAACGGUGUGCGAAGAACUCCUGUGUCUGCUGAACAGGCCAGAGCCUAUAACUGUCAGAUUCGUCCAGCAGUACUUGACAGCAGCUCCAGGGUAAAGUGGACAAAUACAGGUCACCAUCCUCCUUAUCUGGUGGGAGAGGAGGCUCUUUAUGUAAAUCCAUCAGACUGUUACAACAUCCACUGGCCUGUUGUCAGAGGUCAGCUUAAUGUACAUUCAGGUCCUGGAGGCUCACUGACUGCAGUCUUGGCUGAUCUUGAGACCAUCUGGAGUCAUGUCAUUCAGAAGCAUCUGGAUAUCCCCUUGAAAGAUUUAAAGUAUUACAGAUGCAUCCUGUUGGUCCCGGACAUCUAUAACAGAAACCACAUCAAGGAAGUUGUCAACAUGUUGCUGCUUAAUAUGGGCUUCUCAGCAAUCAUUGCACACCAGGAGUCAGUGUGUGCUACAUUUGGCAGCGGGUUAAGCAGCGCUUGCGUAGUGGACGUAGGUGACCAGAAGACGAGUAUCUGCUGUGUGGAGGAUGGAGUAUCCCAUCGGAACUCUAGGUUAUGUUUGGCUUAUGGUGGUUCAGAUGUGACCCGAACGUUUUUCUGGCUGCUGCAGAGGGCAGGAUUUCCCUACAGAGACUGUCAGCUGCCCAACAGACUGGAUUGUCAGCUUUUACAGCAUCUGAAAGAGACUUUCUGCCAUCUUGAUCAAGACAUAUCAGGGUUACAAGAUCAUGAAUUUCAGACACGUUUCCCAGAAGCCCCAGCCAUUUUGUACCAGAUUCGACUUGGAGAUGAAAAAUUACAGGCACCCAUGGGUCUUUUUUACCCAGCCACAUUUGGCAUCGUAGGUCAGAAAAUGACUUUACUUCAGUAUCGUUCCCAAGGUGACUCAGAGGAUCCUCAUGAUGAACACUACCUGAUGGCCACGCAGAGCAAACAGGACCAGUCUUCCAAAUCUUCUGCAGACCGUAAGGCUGUUUCCAGAACAGGUGGGGGUUUGGAUGGUGAGAUGAGCAGUCAGGUUGGAGUUGGUGAGAUGUCAGACCUGCCCAGGGGCAGUGGGAGUAGCAGCGGAGGAGGAGGGAUGCAAGGGGAAAUGGAGCUGGGGCCUGCCCAGGCGGAAUGUCUCAUUGGUACAGGAGAAAUGGAGGAUUCCCUGACUCACCUUUCCAGGAAGACUGCUAUCAUGAGCCAGUUUGAGAGCAAAGCGUUGGGCCUGGACAAAGCAAUCCUGCAUAGCAUCGACUGCUGUGCAUCAGAUGAAACCAAACGUAAGAUGUACAGCUCCAUCCUGGUUGUGGGUGGAGGGCUCAUGUUUCACGGUGUUCAAGAAUUUCUUCUUCAUCGCAUCAUCAACAAGAUGCCACCGUCCUUUAGAAGGCUGGUUGACAAUGUGGAGGUCAUAACGCGGCCGAAGGACAUGGACCCCCAGCUGAUAUCGUGGAAAGGGGGAGCAGUGCUGGCGUGUCUUGACACCACACAGGAAAUGUGGAUCCACCAUGGGGAGUGGCAGCGCUUUGGUGUCCGGAUGCUCAGAGAAAGAGCUGCUUUUGUCUGGUGAAAAUGUUCACCAUAUACUUGAAUCUGGGACUCACAUGGUGACGUGAGAUGGGCUGAGAGAAAAAAAAUGAAAACUCUUUACACUGAUAACCUUAGAUGUCAUUUUUACAAUUUGUAAAGCAUUAUUGCGUGAGGAAAAGUGUGUUGGUUGCUUGUAUUAUAAAUAUGAUCAACAUGUAAUAAGAAUUUCUGUGGUUCUGUAAAUAGCACUGUAUGUGCUUUUAAAAAUUUUACAGUCUGAAACCAUAAAUAAACCCAUCAAUCUUAGAUAAACAGUUGGAUUUGGUAGAAAAAAAAACUCAUUUAUUGUUGACAUGUAGGUUUUAAUUGAAUACUUUAUCUAGUGUGAGCCAGAUAAGACAUAUCUGAAGAAUAUAUUUACAUUAGUUUUCAAGACGUCAAUUUUCCAACCCCUGAGAAUUAAAAUUUCUUAAUAUGAUUGAUGCUAAAGAAAAGAUAUGCAAUACCUGUAUCUACCUGCUCUACAUAGAGGCAAGCUGUAUCAUUACAAAGUGUUUAAAUAAUGAAAUGAGCCAAACUUAAGUAAUUUUUUAUUCAAACAUAAGGAUAUAAAACAGACAAACUUAGAUGAUUCCAAGCCAGGAUGACUGAAAUACCAGUGGUAAAUAUUUCUAACAGACUGAUGCCACUGUGAAUUAAGUCAUUGCAAUGCAAGAAAAACUGAAGAAGUGAUGCAGA
This is a messenger RNA of Melanotaenia boesemani (Boeseman's rainbowfish), 3105 nucleotides long. It is a transcript of the gene actr8, whose product is annotated as actin related protein 8. Lineage: Eukaryota; Metazoa; Chordata; Actinopteri; Atheriniformes; Melanotaeniidae. Gene Ontology annotation, cellular component: Ino80 complex. The record is from RefSeq and is a predicted model, not a curated record. The coding region runs from base 476 to 2407 and encodes 643 amino acids. The transcript has 13 exons. Gene Ontology annotation, biological process: regulation of DNA-templated transcription; double-strand break repair.